This is a messenger RNA of Drosophila subpulchrella, 755 nucleotides long. RefSeq names its product cuticle protein 21 (gene Ccp84Ad). Lineage: Eukaryota; Metazoa; Arthropoda; Insecta; Diptera; Drosophilidae. Gene Ontology annotation, cellular component: extracellular matrix. The record is from RefSeq and is a predicted model, not a curated record. The transcript is spliced from 2 exons. Bases 43 to 714 code for a protein of 223 amino acids.
GCAACCAACAGCAGCAGCAGCCAGCAAACCAAACCUCUAAACAUGGCAUUCAAGUUCGUCGCCCUCUUCGCCCUGAUCGCCGCCGCCAGCGCCGGAGUUCUUCCCGUCCAGCAGGUGUACCACGCCGCCCCCGCCGUGGCCACCUACGCCCAUGCCCCGGUCGCCGUGGCCCACGCCCAGCCCGUGCUGGCCAAGGCCGCCGAAGAGUAUGACCCCCAUCCCCAGUACAAGUACGCCUACGAUGUCCAGGAUUCCCUCUCCGGAGACUCCAAGAGCCAGGUGGAGGAGCGCGACGGUGACGUGGUCCGCGGAGAGUACUCCCUGAUCGACGCCGAUGGAUACAAGAGGACCGUCCAGUACACCGCCGACCCCAUCAACGGAUUCAACGCCGUGGUGAACCGUGAGCCCCUGGUCAAGGCCGUCGCCGUUGCCCCUGUUGUGAAGACCGUUGCCGCUCCCGUUGCCCACUACUCCGCCCCCGCUGCCUAUGCCUCCUACGCCGCCCCCUCUGUGGCCCACUAUGCCGCCCCUGCCGUCGUGAAGACCGUGGCUCCAGUUGCCCACUACGCCGCCCCUGCUGUCGUCAAGACCGUUGCCCCAGUGGCUCACUACGCUGCUCCUGCCGUAGUCAAGACCGUGGCUCCAGUGGCUCACUAUGCCGCCCCCGCUACCUACACCUCCUACGCCGCCCCCGCUGUUGCCUACCACCACUAAGAACUGAUUCCACUGCCAAUUUUUAUUAUAGUUUUACGAAC